AUGGCCGACGCUGACAUAGCCACUGCAGUAAAGGGUGCCAAUCCGAUAUGGAAGUUCUUCGUUAAGAUCCCGCCAGGCCACGAAGCACAGUGUCUCAAGUGCCACGCCAUUCUUAAGACGCCUACGAGCACAACGACGACUCUGGCAAUGCACUUGAAGAGGCACCCAGACGACCUUGGGGAAUGCGAAAAGGAACGUUGCGCGCGGCAACGCGCGAAGUGUGCUGCGGUCGCUAAGCCUAAUCUUCAACAGCCUUCGGUCGCUGACCGUUUUAAGCCCAAAGUGAAGUCUACAACGCCGAAGGCCCAGAUGAUGACGAAGGCAAUUGCCGGAUUUGUGGUGCGCGGGAUGCACUCGUACAAUGUAGUGGAGGAGCCCGGCUUCCUUGCCGUAAUGGAAGCGGCUAUGCCCGAGUACGUCGUGCCAUCGAGGACAACGUUUUCUAGAACAAUAAUACCUGCCCUCUACGCUUUGAAGAAGCGAAGCUUCAUGGAAAACCUACAGGCGGUGAUUGACAGUGGAGUAGAGGCCAUUUCAAUAACGACGGACGGUUGGACAUCGCGUGCUAAUGAAAGCUACUUGUCGGUAACGUGCCACGUUAUGGACAGCUCAUUCCAGCAGCAUGUGCAUGCACUGGCAUGUACAGAAAUGGCCGAUGCUCACACAGCCGGAAACUUGGUGGUCUUUCUCAAGAGCGUGAUGAAGGAGUGGGCACUUCCCGAGCCAGGUACUGUACCAGUGUACAUUGUUACCGAUAACGGGAGAAAUUUCACUGCAGCAAUAGCUCAGUCGCCUUGGAUAGGCAUAAAACGUUUCGGGCACACGCUGCAGUUGUGCGUGAGUGAUGUCAAGCGGGAGGUACAUGGAUUUUCUCAACUGUGCGCUAAGGCCAGGGCUAUCGUUGGCCGCUAUAUGAAAAGCCCAAAGGCUCGGGCGCGCCUUAUGGAAAUACAAAGGGAAAUGAAGCUGGAUGUCCUCGAAGUGGUCCAAGAUGUUCCGACGCGUCGGAAUAGCGAGCAUCAGAUGACGUCCAGGCUGCUCAAGCUUCGCAAACCGAUCAUCGUUGAGCUUUUGGAGUGUGAUGGGGUUGAUAACCUCACUGCACCUGAAUGGAAGCUGAUGACUGCUGUUGUGAAGGUGCUUGAUCCACUUGCCCAAGCCACGACAGAGCUAUCUGGGGACAAAUAUCCCACGUUGUCCCAAGUCAUUCCUUUGCUCGAGUGCACUAGCAUUGUGCUAGCUCGAUACGCAGCUCAGUCAGAUGAGUCAUCGGCAAUUGCUUUAAGCCUGGCACGUAGCAUCAAGGCAAGGUUUCCUGGUGUGAAGACAUCAGAAGAGACAGCUCUAGCGAUGUUGCUGGAUCCAAGAUUUAAGGAUGCCUGUUAUACGGCAAGGGCUGAGAAGAAAUAG
Molecule: messenger RNA, 1410 nt
Organism: Rhipicephalus sanguineus (brown dog tick)
Lineage: Eukaryota; Metazoa; Arthropoda; Arachnida; Ixodida; Ixodidae
Product: zinc finger BED domain-containing protein 4-like
Exons: 1
Coding region: 1-1410 (469 amino acids)
Molecular function (GO): DNA binding
Source: RefSeq, a predicted model, not a curated record